Molecule: messenger RNA, 3601 nt
Organism: Juglans regia (Persian walnut)
Lineage: Eukaryota; Viridiplantae; Streptophyta; Magnoliopsida; Fagales; Juglandaceae
Product: pentatricopeptide repeat-containing protein At2g15820, chloroplastic
Exons: 2
Coding region: 49-2553 (834 amino acids)
Biological process (GO): mRNA cis splicing, via spliceosome; photosystem I assembly; Group II intron splicing
Molecular function (GO): endonuclease activity; protein binding
Source: RefSeq, a predicted model, not a curated record
GCCUCAAAGUCCAACCUCAAAGCAGAUAAGACUUGAGAGAGCAAAGAGAUGCUUCUGAGCAGAGCUCAAGACCUCCCGCCAUCCUCCACUCUUACCCUCGCCUCUACGUGUACGUUCGUACCUAGCCUUUGCUCCUCGAAACCUUACCCCAAAAGCGUAAUCCGUUCAAUCCCCAUGCGCUCCUCCCUCUCCCUUCUCCGCUCCCUCUCUUUCCCACUCUCCCACCACCGCCCACACCACCGAUUCCUUUGCUCUAUAUUCACCCUACCUUUCUAUUUGUCCCCAAAACCCCUGAAGUUUCGUACUCUCUGCGCGGUUUCUAAUAGAACUUCCGUCGAACAGUUGGCGUGCGAGGCUCCACUGUCCGAAACACAGGAGAAUUGGGAUUUCAGUGACAAUAAUGAGAGUGAGGCGGCUUUUGAUUUCGAUAAAAAUGUUGGGAAUCUGGAUUUGAAGCACGCCGCGGUGCCGACUCUGGACGUGAAGGAGCUGGCUGAGCUGCCGGAACAGUGGAGGCGGUCGAGGCUGGCAUGGCUAUGUAAGGAACUCCCCGCGCAUAAGGGCGGGACGCUUGUUCGGGUACUUAAUGCACAGCGGAAGUGGAUGAGGCAAGAGGACGCCACUUAUGUCGCAGUGCAUUGUAUGCGGAUUCGCGAGAACGAGGCCGGGUUUAAGGUGUACAAAUGGAUGAUGCAACAACAUUGGUAUCGAUUUGAUUUUGCUCUGGCUACCAAGCUAGCUGAUUACAUGGGUAAGGAGCGGAAGUUCUCAAAAUGUCGAGAGAUAUUUGAAGAUAUAAUCAAUCAGGGACGUGUGCCUAGUGAAUCUACAUUCCAUAUACUGAUUGUUGCCUAUCUUAGUUCACCAAUUGAAGGUUGCUUGGAGGAAGCAUGUAGCAUUUACAAUCGUAUGAUUCAGCUUGGAGGUUACCAGCCCCGACUUAGCUUGCAUAAUUCCCUCUUCAAAGCUCUUGUAGGCAAACCAGGAGCCUCCUCAAAGAAUUAUCUCAAACAAGCUGAGUUUAUUUUUCACAAUUUGGUGACAAGUGGACUGGAGAUACACAAGGAUAUCUAUGGUGGCCUUAUUUGGUUACAUAGCUAUCAGGACACCGUUGAUAGAGAGAGAAUAACGUCAUUACUGAAGGAAAUGCAAAAUGCGGGACUUGAAGAGGGAAAAGAAGUGCUUUUGUCCAUGUUGCGUGUUUGCUCAAAAGAGGGAGAUGUGGGCGAAGCAGAACGAACUUGGCUCAAACUCCUCUGUAUCGACUGUGGCAUCCCACCUCUGGCUUUUGUGUAUAAAAUGGAAGUCUAUGCCAAGGUUGGAGAACCCAAAAAAUCCCUGACGAUAUUCAGAGAGAUGCAGGAACAAUUGGGUUCAUCCAGUGUUGCAGCAUAUCAUGAAAUCAUAGAGGUUUUAUGUAAGGCUCAAGAAGUAGAACUUGCAGAGUCCCUUAUGGUGGAAUUCAUAAAGAGUAAUUUGAAGCCACUUACACCAUCUUAUAUUGAUGUGAUGAAUAUGUACUUCAACUUGAGCCUACAUGAUAAAUUAGAGCUAGUCUUCUCCCAGUGCCUUGAGAAAUGUCAACCCAAUCGCACCGUUUACAGUAUAUACCUGGAUUCUUUGGUGAAAGUUGGCAAUCUUGACAAGGCUGAGGAGAUCUUUAAUGUAAUGCGGAGUAACCAGGCAAUUGGUGUUAACUCUCGAUCCUGCAACACUAUUUUAGGUGGAUAUCUGUCUUCAGGAGAGUAUGUAAAGGCAGAGAAGAUAUAUGAUCUGAUGUGCCAGAAGAGAUACGGUAUUGAUUCCCCUUUAAUGGAGAAGCUUGAUUAUGUUCUGAGUUUGAGUAGGAAACAGGUUAAGAAACCAGUAAGUCUGAAGCUAAGCAAAGAACAACGAGAGAUUUUGGUGGGUCUGCUCUUGGGUGGGUUGCAGAUUGAAUCAGAUGAAGAGAGGAAGAACCACAUGCUUCGGUUUGAAUUCAAUGAAAAUUCCAGCUCUCAUUUUGUUUUGAAGAGACAUAUACAUGAGCAAUAUUAUGAGUGGUUACAUCCAUCAUGUAAGCCAAGCGAAGAUGCCGUUGACAUACCAUGUAGAUUUUGUACAAUCUCCCAUUCUUAUUUUGGUUUCUAUGCGGACCAGUUUUGGCCAAAAGGAAGGCCCAUGAUCCCAAAGUUAAUUCAUAGGUGGCUAUCGCCAUGUGCUCUUGCAUACUGGUAUAUGUAUGGGGGCUAUAGAACUUCUUCAGGGGAUAUUUUAUUGAAGCUGAAAGGAAAUCCUGAGGGUGUUGACAAGGUUGUAAAAGCAUUGAAGGCAAAGUCCUUGGAGUGCAGGGUGAAGAGGAAGGGAAGAGUAUUUUGGAUAGGUUUUCUGGGAAGCAAUUCCUCGUGGUUUUGGAAACUAAUCGAACCUUAUGUUUUAGAUGACAUGAAAGAUUUUCUGAAAGCAGGUGUUGCAACCUCGGAAAACAUUUCGGGAGAAACUGAGGACAUGAAUUAUGAUGAUGUGUCAGAAACUGAUGAAAUGGCCUCUAAUUGUAGUGAUGAUGCUUCAUGACUUUUAUGGACCGCCUCCUUUUAUGGACUGCAAAUGAUGCAGAAUGAGCACCGGAAAGACUGCUUCAUGAAGUUUGGAGGCCUCCCCAACAAUUCAGGAUAUCAUAUCCUGGGGAUUUUGCAUAGAUGUUCGUAUUCAAAUAGAGAUCGAGCAACUUAUUUAUAUAAUUAAGCUAGUGAAAAGAGCUUUUUCAUAUUCUGCCAUCUUCAUGCUCUAAUGUUGGAAUGCAUCACGGCAGCCGAAUGCGGAGGCCUGACUACCAUAGGAGGGAACCAUUCCAGAGAACCGCGAUUCCCGAUAUGAAUAGCGGGCUGCGUUGAACGAGAUGGGACGAAAAUGAUACAUUUUUUUAUCAAAAAAAGGGAUGGGAUAAUGCAUGAGAGUUGGGUGGCCAGCGCCGGCCUUGACCCUAUUCUGGGCUACAUGAUUCUCAGCCCAUUGAUCCUUUUCUGGGCUACAUGACUGUCGGCUGCAGUUUACCUCGGGAUCUGUUCAUUGGGCUUAUAAUAUUAAAAAAAAAAAAUUGCAAAUCUGUUUUCUCACACUGCACAUGUGAAAGCCUAAUACAAGAUUCAAUGAUUGGCAAUAUUUGAUGCAAAUAAUGAAGUGGGAUUAUGAUAAAGAUGCAUUUUCUGAAGGACACAUCUGACAAGCGGAGAAUUAUAUGAGAUGAUAAGCUAAAGGGACUUUCUGGAGUGGACUUCUUCAUUGGCUUCACCUUCUCAAAGCUUCUAACCUCCAAUUUCAUCAAGACGUGCAGAAUAUUGAGUUCUUUCUAAUGCGAGCUCAAAAGGCAUUUUUGCCCAAAAGUUAUUAUAUUUAUGCAAACCCGGUUAUGAAUUUGUAUUUCCUUCAUUUCAAAAAAGUGCAGAUGGGGGGGAACUACUGACUUAGGGUAAUCUUACUGCUAAUGUUCCUCGUAACAUACAUGCACUUUCUUUUCGAAAUCUUGUUGCUCGGUGGUGUUGGGGAGAGAGAAUCUUUUUAAGAAUUUUAUAGGGACCAUUAGAAAGUGGAAAGAUAAGACGUUGCCACUCAUGGAAAGCAA